Molecule: messenger RNA, 1266 nt
Organism: Marasmius oreades (fairy-ring Marasmius)
Lineage: Eukaryota; Fungi; Basidiomycota; Agaricomycetes; Agaricales; Marasmiaceae
Exons: 2
Coding region: 1-1266 (421 amino acids)
Source: RefSeq, a predicted model, not a curated record
AUGGUUCUCGAUUCCAGAGAUCCAUAUGUCGCCAUCGGAAUAACCGGAGUCGUCUGCGGCAUCCCCACAUUCCUCACAACCGUCUACCGUUUUUAUAUCCGCCAAUCUCGAUACUGGGCCGACGACCUCCUCGUCCUCCUUGCCGGCCUAUGCAUGUUUCUUGGUGGUGUUAGUACAUUCAUCCACAUCACGAUUUCCCCCGGUCGGUCAAAACAGGGGAUGGUAGCGGUCUAUUACCUGAUGGCGACGAUGUAUUACGGUGUUCUCUGGUUCUCUAGGUUGAGCAUGCUGUUCUCGAUCAUUCGAAUCCAUCCCGGGUGUGCGCUCGGAUUUGGACACAGGUUCAGCACGAAGAGGAUGUUAUACGGCGUCUCUGUGGCAUUCUCUGCCAUCCUUGUUUUCCUCUUGUGUCAAGUAUUCUGGGUGUGCGAACCUGAGAACGCUAUAACGAAGUGGAAGGAUGCAGAGAGACCACAGUGUGCGUUGACGAAGCAAAUCGCAACCACCCAAGUUAUCGCGGACUUCUCAUCGGAUUUGAUUCUCGUUCUCGUCCCACUCCAACUCAUCCAGUCCCUGUCUUCCCGCACGCUUCGUCAUCGACUCACAUGGAUCUUUUCCACGGCUAUCAUCACGACAGCCGCCUCAAUCCCUCACGCUGUCUUCAUCAUCAAACAAAUGGGUCCCCAAGAGAUCAUCGCCGCAUACGUCCAGGCAUGCAUAGGACUCAUCGUGUGCAACCUCCCCGUCGUAGCUACGAGAUUGAUUACAUUAUGGUCAACCCGAGUCGGCCAAACGAGCCAGGUUAACGUUGGGCGAUCAAAAAUGACCUGUACUUCUAUCAAUUUCGUUUCACCAGGAGGAACGCAGACACGGCCCAACACGAACAUGCAGAGUAAUAACGUUCGUAGUGGGGCAUCGAACGCCGCCGCGAAUACCCUGGAGAUCGAUACUACGAUGACAACCGGCGGAGCCCUGUCUGGCUCAGGUUGGCUCCGAUGGGAUCCAGAUCUUCCAGACGAGUAUUCAAAUCCUUCCUCACCAGCUCAUACUUCUCAGGAUGUACACCCAGUUCCUGUUCAUCUCGACUACCGUUCGCCUCAUUGUGAGGAGGAAGAUCCAGGUAUAGGUGAAUACCAACUUCACCCACACAUAAACUACCACUCCGAAGGACGGCCAAAGGCAAAACCCUCGUCGUCGGUGUCGGUGUCGUUCUACCCUCCGCCUCCAGAACCCAUAUUCACUCCUCAACUCAAACAUGAUUUAUGA